Schistosoma rodhaini is the source of this 4792-nucleotide messenger RNA. NCBI's taxonomy places the organism in Eukaryota, Metazoa, Platyhelminthes, Trematoda, Strigeidida, Schistosomatidae. The record is from the annotation of a GenBank genome assembly.
GGCCUUCUCCGGGUUUCGUUCCCGAUGGCCAACAGUAGUUCUGUUGGGGAGACUAAGUUUAUAUAUUAUAUCGAUGAAGAAGAAACUCCUUACCUUGUUAAGCUCAACAUUGCUCCAGAAAAAGUCACUCUUGGAGAUUUCAAGAAUGCUCUAAAUAGACCGCAUUCGAAAUUUUUCUUUAAAUCAUUGGACGAUGACUUCGGGUUAGUAAUUCCUUGAAUAUAUUCGAUGUAUUUUCAUUAUUGUUGUAUCUUGAUCGCUACUGAGAAUUUACGACUUGGUACUUAUGCAAUAUUUCUGAUAAUUAAUUGAUAUCGCGAAAAAACGUCGUUGCAAAUGCGUAUGAACUUUUUGCUACCAAUUUAUUACGUCUAUUUAUAGGAUAAUUAGCGGAAGGAAAAUACUUUUCAUUACUCACAUAUAUGCUGCAUACUGAGAGCCUUUUUAGUACCUGCCUGUCUAUGGGCAGCAGUCAGUAUGACGUCAAUAGUUUACUUAACCAUUCGUUGAUCUAUAUGAGAUACUGUCAUUGUAUUGUUACGUAAAAUAAGUCCAAAAGAACCAGCUCUUCCACUCAUUCUGUAAAUAUUGUGGAACGAUAUUUGGAUAGGUUAAGUAAUUCCCUCUGGAUUUUUGUCUUAGACGAGGAUUUGUUAAGUCUAACGUUCAAGGAUAGAUUACUGUUUUCCCGGAUUGUUAUCUAAUAUGAGUAAACCCUCAGCGUUGUGUCAGUCUUUGAUAUCCAAGCAUAUGGUCGCUUGUUUAGGGUACCUGUUUAUUUUGGGAAUAAUUUGCUCCACAACAACAGGAAGCGGUCAUUUGUAUUCAAAUCAAAUCUCGGCCACCGGUCUGAAAUGCCUGUCAGUAUGUUGAGAAUUAGUGUAACAGACAACACAUUUCUACUCCGUAUAUCCAGCAUCGUCACUAUAAGGCUGUUAUGUAUUCCUCAUGUCAAUAAAGCAAUCUAAAUGAGUGUUCAUUCCUUGAAAUGUAUAUGCGAAAAAGUAUUAGCUCCCGGGAAAUUCUGUCACGAAAGAAAACAGACAUGCUGGAAAGAACACCUAAUGUAACCGGUUACAGCUCUUCAGAAUGUACCCGAAAAAUUCUUUCAGUCAGAUAUUUCUUCGCCUUUGAGUAGCAUAUUACAAUAAUGCGUUCCGAUUGGUAGAGGUAAACAUAUUCCGCGCCAUGUACUCUCUUAGAAAUAUUUUGUUCUUUUGUUUCACUCGUUCAUUUCGUAACAUAUUCCUUUUUUGAUUUUCGUCACUAACAUUAUCCCCCUAUUUAUUUUCUCUCACUGCUUAUGUGAAACGUAGUAACGAGUAGGUUUACGUCCAAGAUGUUUUUUAAUGCAGUCAGUCACGCUUCCUUGCUGCUUUCUUUCAUUUCUUUUAAUCCCUAAUUUUCUUGUAAUUCCUAGGGUUGUUAAGGAGGAAAUAUUCGAAGACAACGCUCCACUCCCUUGUUUUAAUGGCCGUGUUGUUUCUUGGUUGGUGACUACAGAUGAAAGUAUAGCAUCUGAUCCAGGUGUUCUCAGCCCCUCCGUUGAACCAAACACUAGUGUAAAUAGUAGUAAAUAUGAUCCUAACCUUGAUUUGGAGUCUAAUACGCGAAGCAACAACGAAUGCAAAGUCAACUCUUGUACACUUCAGUCACAUACGACCGCUGCUCCAGCUGAUUCUACUUCUGCAAACCUUGGACAUGGAGGAAAUAUUGGACAAAAUUACGAUACAGAAACGGAAUCUGUACAUAGUGCUAACCAAGAUCGCAUUGCUCCUCUACGGAAUUUUCACAAUUAUAAAUCUAGUGGUCGACAUCACCAUACAACGAGUGGUGGUAGUCAUAUUACUCAACAGACAACCCAUAAUGUUUCACGGCAUCGCCACUAUCGUCAUUUACCUAGUUCGAAUACCUACGAGGCUCCUUCAAUGAUGAGUUCUGAUUUAGAAUCAACUAGCUUCUUAGACUCGGAAGAAGAAUCUAGCAGAUUUUCAUCAGUCACUGGAACAACAUUAUCUUCCCGUCGGUAUGGCCGUGCACGUCGCAGACAAAGACGUAGGCGUCCACCACCAAUCAGCCGGGCCUCUUCAUUCAGCAGUAUUACAGAUUCCACCAUGUCUUUAAAUAUUGUCGCAGUUACGUUGAACAUGGAUGUCGUCAAUUUCCUGGGUAUCAGUAUAGUUGGUCAGUCAAACAAAUCUGGAGAUGGUGGGAUUUAUGUAGGUUCUAUCAUGAAAGGUGGUGCUGUCGCUCAAGAUGGACGAAUUGAACCUGGGGAUAUGAUUCUGGAAGCAAAUGGGAUUAGUUUUGAAGAAAUGAGUAAUGACGAUGCAGUUCGCACAUUACGAGAGCAAGUUCAGCGUCCUGGACCUAUUACAUUAGUUGUUGCUAAAUGUUGGGAUCCUAAUCCAACCGAACGUUAUUUUACGAUACCUCGCCAAGAACCUGUGCAUCCUAUUGAUCCGCGUGCCUGGGUGUUACAUACCAAUGCAAUGACCACACCAGACUCACAGAUUCAAAGUAGUGAUAUACAUAGACAAGUUAAUGGGACUUUCAUGACUGGCGCCUCGUCAGGUGGUGAGUCUAGCUCCACUCUUAGCCCUCCUGGUCUUACUCCUGGUAUGAGCAUGGGCACCUUGACAUCAGGGCAAACUUCAAUGCCACUAGGUACAAGUGCAGCAGCGUUUAAUAUGGCUGCUUUACUUGCAGCCUCUAAACAAAAACAGCAACAAGAACAAGAACAUCAGCAGCAACAACAUUUACUUCAACAACGAAUUCAUUUAUCACAACCUACAUUUUAUCCUGCAUCAAAUUUAUUACUUCCUCAUGGUUAUAAUCAACAGAUCGCUCCUAGCAUUGUUACUGCAUCCAGCUCUCUGCCGGAGAUUGAACGUUACUCAGACCCCAUUCCAUUAAAUCUGUCGACAAGUAUUCCCACAGUUAUUCGUGCAAUGCUUCAACCAGAUUCUGGUCUCGAUAUUAGGGACCGCGUGUGGCUCAAGCUAACUGUACCAAACGCUUUUAUAGGUUCUGAUCUAGUUGAUUGGCUUUUCCGUCAAUUGGAUGGUUUGACCGAUCGCCGAGAAGCCCGAAAGUAUGCAUCUAAUCUGCUCAAAUUGGGAUACAUUCGGCAUAUUGUAAAUAAAUUAACUUUUUCAGAACAAUGUUACUAUGUCUUCCGGGAUAUAAGUGGACAUAUGUCUUGCUUAAGUUUAGAAGAAGUUGAUAGUGUCAGUGAAGUUGGUGCACAUUCUCAUCCCAAUUGGGGACACAAUACAACAAGUACUAGUUUAACUGUUAGGGCCGGUGCUAAUGGUAGCAUGCCAGAUUACAAUCCAGGUUUUGUUGGAUCUCACGGAAUCGGAGCAGCAAGUAGAGAAGGGAAUAGCAGUCAGUAUAGCACCGUUUCACCGAUGUAUCAUCCACCUGCUCCGCCUCUUGCUGCUCCUAUUCGUCAGUUGAUCGCAGACGGUCAAAAUAUAGCUGCUAACGCAAAUCUCCAGCAGCCACACAGUGGGUCCCGAUUGAAUAAUGGAAAUCGAGAUAAUAUUUCAGGCGGCUAUUCCAGUUCAACAUCUAGCACAAGUAGUGAGUCAGGCCAUUUCGCUCAUGAAAUUCCUGGACAUACGAAAUCGCGCCCCAAAGAAGCGUCCGCAUCAAACCAUAUUGGGGCUCAGGGAUUCAGCCAUUCUAGACAACAAGAUUCAGUUUUACCAAAUAUACGGUCACUAAAACAGCAACAUUCCCAGUCAAAUUCUAAUUUGGCACAGACUCUCUCUGCUACUGGUGGUGUUGCAGGCAAUCAGUCCAGAUUAAGACCUCCUUUUUAUUCUAAUGGUAAUGAUCUAUCUCAACAGAAUGAGCUUGCAGCAUCAUCUACAGGAUCUAGUUCAACUUCUUUUGGAAACCCAAGACAAAAUGUUCCCAAUAAUAAUUCUGAUAGCAAGCAACACCAGACACAAGAUUCAGUUAAACGAGAUUCUAUGCUCAGUUCGAAAAGUAGUAGCAGCAGUAGCUGUACUCCGUUGAAUGCAAACAUGCAGGAAACGCGACUGUUCAAUUCACAUCGGCUGUCUCAUAUGCCAAAUCACCAAAAUUGUGCUCCUCCUCCUCCUCCACGAAUUUCAACCGCUGUUUCUGGUUUCACACUGACAAGUCAUCCUUAGACAUGAAAUAAUCUGAAAAAAACCGAAUCACUGUGGUUUGGGAAAAAUUUUCUACCUCAUCCCAUCUCUUCUCGAAGAUUUCCAGAAAGACAUAAUUAUUUUGACCAUUUCGUUGUAAUUAGAGUGAUAUGUGAUACUCGGAUUUCCAUAAUAUAACCUCAUUUCUUCACAAAGAAGCUCAUCCCACAACUCAGGCCAUUUUUCCGAUUUUAUAUUCAUGAAAGUUUUCUCUCUGUAAUAUAUAGUUCACUCACGCGUUAAGUUGUAUAUUGUGCAAUCAUUAACAUUUUAAAAUACCCUUUUUAACAAAAGAUAUCAACUCUUGUAAUCAAUCUCAUAGUCUACCUCGAUGUAUUGUUUAUCAUUUAUGUAGUUACAACUUACUGUCUUGUUCUUCAAAUGAACUCCCAUAUUGCAUAUUAUGUACCUAUCCUUCUUUUUUAUCUAGCUGAUUCGUUUUUAUCUCAUUUCCUUUCUUUUUUAACUAACAGAAUAUGCUUUAUUUAACCGUAUUAUUCAGUUACCUACUCCAGAAUUAAUUUUUUCCUUAAAUUCAGCUGUCGUUACGUAUAAUAUUUGAUUGAUAUUUAAAUCAUUUGCAAUUUUUAAAUUAAAACUUUCUAACU